AUGGCUAACAAGGCCACUGACCCUCCCAUGAAGGAUUCUCAAGAUGUUGAAAGUCUGAGUGAACUUCUCGACGAUGCCUUGAAAGGAUUUACAGAGCGGCCACGAACUACUGAUGAUGAGCUCGAUGAAAUCAUGGCUGAGCAGGACCAAGCUGCAGCUCAAAAAGCUGCUGGAGACUUCCAAGCUAUGCUCCAACAGAUGGUGAAAGUUCAAGAGGAAGCUCUGCGUAAGGCGGAAGAGUCCGACCAACGUCUACCCGAAUGCGUAUCUCUUCCAUUUUCCUUCGCUGCAUACGCUGCGUCAAACCCUCAACUUUUUCUUUUCUGGAUUGCUAAUGCCACUUCUCAUGAUGAUUUCAUUGCUGGACUCGAUAUGCUCAAAUCACCGGACUCUCCAAUGGAACCUGUUAUGUCCAUUAUCCUCCAGACUUUGGCGUCUAAGGCAGUUAUGUAUCCUCCUCUGAAAGAAAUCCAUGACAACUAUCCAAGAUUUUUUGCUGAACAUGGCGCAUCUCUUGAUUGUGAAACCAGACAGCGAUAUGAAAAGCAGUAUGAGAUUCUUGGAAAAAUUUGUCGUGAAUUCGAAAAUCAACCAGAUGAUGAUGAUUCGCAAGAUUUUGCGCGAUGUUCUAAUGGCUCCGUGGAAGACAAGGGUGAUAUGGCCAGCAAUCCUUCGCAGGUGUCCAACUUUGAAGUUCUUGGAAAAUUGCUUGUUGAAUUACAAUCUUAUGGUUAUCCUCCAAAGGAGUUAACAGGAGAGCUUCCUGCUGGUUGGGCAGUCGAUGACAGUACUGGCCUGCCAAAGAUCAAUGAUGUUUCAGCUGCUGCAAAUGCUUGUACAUUGAUGUGA
Messenger RNA from Angiostrongylus costaricensis, 849 nucleotides. NCBI's taxonomy places the organism in Eukaryota, Metazoa, Nematoda, Chromadorea, Rhabditida, Metastrongylidae. The record is from the annotation of a GenBank genome assembly.